CCGCAGCACGCACGACAAUUAGCCUGUGCUGCUCCGGCUGCAGGCAGCGAAGGCAGAGCCGGGUAUCAUCGGGACAGGACCGCAGGGCCGAACCGCAAAGUUGAAGACCGCAGGGUCAGGGAGCAGAGCAGGCUGCUUCAGCACAAGGAGCAGCUGCGGGAAGAGAGCGGGGCACACGGCACCUGCGUACCGCGUUCCCGGAGAUGGGACGCGGCAAGGGGCUGUCGAGCAGCCUGUCACGGCCGCAGCGCCGGGACUGGUCGAGUCAGUUCCUCCGCCGCCUCGUCCCGCAGCGGCCGCCUAGGCGCCGGCCCUGCCCUCCCUGUUGCUCGCGGGCGGGCCCGCACAUGCUUCCCGCGGCCGAGGGCGGACCGAGACGGUCGCGGAGUGCAGUCCCGCCUCGCCGCGCACAGAGGUGGACCGGGCCGCUGCGCCGCGACAGGACGAAAGGGAAUCGGAGUGACCAAGGAGCUCGACAUGGUGGCGGUGGUGGUGAUGGGAGUGAGCGGCUCGGGGAAGACCACCGUUGGAUCACGGCUGGCAGCGAAGCUCGGAUGGAAAUUCUAUGACGCUGAUGAUUAUCAUUCACCAGAAAACAGAAAGAAGAUGGCAGAAGGAAUACCACUGAACGAUGAGGACAGAAUUCCCUGGCUUUGUGCAUUGCAUGAUAUACUAAGAAGAGAAGACUUAUCUGGACAACAUACAGUUCUGGCCUGUUCUGCACUGAGGAAAAUGUACAGACGUAUAUUAGUUUGUGGAGCAUCUGGAAUUGAAAGCAAUCAGCCAGAGCAACCAGGAGAAAACACAGCACUGAAGAUCCUCUUUGUACACUUGGAUGGGCCUAUAGACGUCAUUGCUAGUCGCCUGGAAAAAAGGAGAGGACAUUUUAUGCCACCUGAACUUCUCAGGUCACAGUUUGAUACCCUGGAACCUCCUAGUGCACCAGAAAACUUUAUUACUGUCAGUCUAGAAAGAUCUCUCCCUGAAAUAGUGCUGGAGAUUGAAAGAGCCAUUUGUCAGCGUGAGGCUUCUCUGAGUGAGAUUCUGGACUAGAUAUACAUCCAUUCCCUUCCGGAUCCCAAGGGUAUGGAAGAGCAAUUUAAUUAUUUGACUGAUUAUUAAAUCAAAACAAUUUUGUUUUCCUGAUACUUAAAUGGAUGCAGUACUUUGAGCAGCUUUAGGACUCCUGCUGUCUUUAUCAUAACUCUGUAAAACACACAUAAGGUGAUUUUUUUUUAAUUGACAAUUUUUAAAAUCCUUAAGAGUUUGUUUUUGGAAAUGCUGCCAAGGGUCACACACAGUACUCUGUUUCCUUCAUUGUCAUUUUUGAUUUGUCAAACAUGGAUAUGGGCACAUCUGCUAUUAAGUGAUUAAAUAAUUUAUAGCUUUGUUAGCAACAACAGAUUUGUUUUUUCUAGAAGUACAAGAGGCAGGAACAUGCACGAUGAAGUUCUGGUACUACUAGUGUCAGAUUGCAGUUGUGUGUGGUUGUGUCCUUGCUAACCUCAACAGAGCACUGGUGGCAUUGUGAGGGCUUUUGUGAAUUCCUACUGUAUGCAUUGAACACUAACCUGAAGAACAUGAGAAAAAAGGUAGUGGAGGUGAGGCAAUAUUCAAGAUAUAAUCAUAUGGAAACCUUUAGAAAUAAAGUGGCAGCUCUUGGCUCUGAAUUUGCAUCUUUCAUGGCCAAAACGUACCCAUUAAUGAAGUGCAGUGGAGAGUGAGUCAGCAUGUGAUCUGUGGCACAUGGACGAGUGGUAGGCAUUUCUUCCCUUUAUAAAAGCUAACUUUUUCACAGUGGGAUCUUCUCCUUCACUUUUUCUGGUGCAAUUUAGUCUUCCACCUCAGCCCGUGACUGGUCCAAUAGAUGUUUACAGACAGGUGUUCCUACAAUUGCUUUAAAGAUUAAGAUCAAACUAUUUCUAAUAAAUUUUUUCACUUUGUUUGGGUUUUUUGGGUUUGUUUUUUUUUGGUGAUCAGAAAAUUGCAGCUAUCCAGUAUGUUACCUAACUCACAGAACUUCAGGAUAAAAUCUUUUUUGUCAUUGCCAAAGUGGUUUUAAAAUUUAUUUAUGCCAUGUUACACAGGAGUUGCCUUUUUGGCUUAACUGCAGAUAGUUUCUGCAAGAAUGAUCUGAGUCAUGUGUCAGUGGAGUCCCUCCCAUGUUGCUGUUGCACAUGAAUUAUUUUUAAUUUGUCUUUCAAGUUUGUUUCUAGGUUGAUGGAUAAACUUCUUUAGCAGCAAAACUUAUGUUUCAACACAUCUUUGGUGUUACCUGGAUAACUAACUGAAAAGUGCACCUUGGUUCUUAUUUUGCAAGAGUAGGCUUUUAUGGUUUACUCGACAAACUAUUAUGCAUAGAUCAGUGCAUUAAACAGGCAUUAUCUGACUGAAAGUGGGCAUUUUUAGGUGCAUAAUUGGGAGUAUGGACAUCAACACACCCACCUAGUUAGUGGUCUUCUGUUUGAGACCUGGAGGGAGAACAAUCACCACUUUCAGUCUGCUACUGUACAUUACAGAGGUACUAGAAAAAACUUUGCUCAGUUUAGACUGUUUUAUUCUGAGAGCCAAGGUAUAAGCUUAAGACUCAGGCAAAGUUAAAUAUGAGAGACAGCCAAAUCUGGCCAAUUCUUCAAUACUAAGCACACCUUCAGACCAUGUGUCUCUUCAGAACUCCCGAGUUCAGUAGUAAUGACAACCAGUAGCAAUGGCACCCUCUUGUGGAGCCUCUGCUUUUAGUAUUUUCCCAGCACACAAGUGUGUUUACAAACGCUUUUCUAUUAUAUUCAUUAUUAGAUAUAAAUUUAUGCUUCCAUUUUCAAGACACAUUGAAACUAGACUAGACACUGUGCAGUGAUGGAAAACCAGCUGACACAGUCAGCUAUGCGCAAAAGCAUUGCUCAGCAUUUACAGGUGUGAGUUCUGAGAACAGUGGACUAUAAUUUUCAGACCUUGCAAGUAUUUGUAGCAUGCUGACAGAACGGCUGGCACUAACAAAGAAACGUGCUCAAUACUUAACAGUCAUUCCUUUAGGGAAGUUUCUGUAAGCACCUCAGCAUUUGGAAGUCUUUUUCCAAACAAAAUGCUCUGUUCUUGCUUAUGGGCAGUUCGGGAUUCUUCAGAUUACACUGGGUAAUUUCCACUCUGCUCUCUUGACAAGAGCAUUUCCUUCCCUUAGCCUUUUAAUGUAUUUGCUUCCUGCAUUACUUCAAGACAAAUGAAGUAUUUGGAUGGAUGAGAUUUGUUGUUGGGGGCUCAUAGGCCUGAAAAUAGGCUUAAAUACGCCUUGCCUUGCCUGGACAUGUUUUUCUGCCCAAAUCAGAGGUAAACACGUUAAAUGGAUAAAGGGGGCACAAUAGGCCUGGUGCCAUAAAGUCUGGCCUGCCCAGGGUCCAGGUUGUGUAAUGUGUUUGUGUAACGUGGUUGUAUAAGUCCACACACCCAGCUCAUGUUUACCGGGUGCUAGGCCCAUGCUAUCCCCAUAUCUGGGAGGUCCAGGCUUGUGGAUUUUGCCUGUUAUGGUAAGGUUGGCUAACUGCCAACCUGAUUGGUCAUUCUAGUGGCCAAUGGGCCAUUAAUCUUUGACCACAUUAACAGAGGUACCCAGGUAAACAAAGUGCUUAGACUCACCCGCACUGCUUUUUGUUUAUGCCUGCCUGCCUGAAGCCUCACCUGCAGUGCAUCUACUUUAUUCUAUGGAGACAGAGUCUCCCAUGGGCUUCCAGGCAGCUGGGCACACCUGCACACCACUGUGGUGAGUUACCAGGACUAGAUCCUGUAUUGCCUGCCUUUGCAGAGCCCAGUCUCCUGUGCAGCUACACACCCUAUUGCAUGCCUGCUGCCUUAUUACUGCCUGGUGCGCACCACUGCUGCAAAGUUACCAGGAGCAGACCCACUUGUCUGCACGCAAUCAACCUGUGUGGUCAGCAUGGGACUGUGCUGAGACUGCACAGCAUCGUACGCCUUCUGCGCCUGAAGGUCCUGGACAGAGCAUCCAGAAGAAUCCAGGAUAAUAGGGUCAGAGACUGUCACUUCCCCAGAAGCUGGGAAGAGUCUCCCUUCCCCUGAAGCCAGGAGGAUUCCAGCCUCAACCUCCAUGGGCAAAGUUUCCCUGAAGAUUGGGCACUUGUAAUAGGCUGUGAUGUAGCCCUGGAGGGUGGCUGGUAAUUAAUCAGAAUUUGUGAGUAAAUGCUUUAAUGCCUCCGUAAUUUCUAUUGCUUCCUGCCAUAGAGCAGAAAGAGCUUCAGCCCACCUGCUGGGCAAGCAGCAUAUUGACCCCAAGCGGUACUUGCCACGGGGAAACUGUUUGCUAGUUAUUAAGAAGUUACUGUUUGAUAUUAUUCCCAGAAUGUCUUUCAUAACCAUGUAAGAACAAAUAUUAAUAUAAAAAUACAGUGGUUGGGGGUGUCGAGAGUUCAGAAUAUUGAAGUUAAUAAAUUAUGUAUUUUUAUAGAAUAUCAUCUCGCACCAGUUAAUUUCUCCCCUCUGCCACAACUGGUGUAGGUGACAGAAUCCCCUCUGCGACAAGGUUACUGGGAGGUUGUGGUUCAGAAUUAAGGGCAGGGACGGGUGAUGUGAGCCAGAGAUUUAACCACCCUGGUAUCUGUUAGAGAGGCAACACAAACACAGCAGUGCACAAGUAAUCUAUGAGCACAUUGAUGACCAUAUCCCUCUCCAGGUGGUUGUGGAGCCAACAAGGAAAUGUGCUGUGCUGGAAGUGUGCUCACCAAGGGCAGCUGGUAUGGAAUGUGAAACUCAAGGGCAGCCUUGGCUGCACUAACCAAAAAGUGGAGGAGCUCAGGAUCUGUAAGGCAACAGGGAAGGUGUGCAGCAGGCUCACUAUCCUGGACUUCAAAAUUGCAGACAUUGGCCUCUGCAUAGAUCUGCUACAUGUAGUAACAUGAGAUAAAGUCCUGCAGGGAAAAGUAACACAAGAAAACUGAUUAAUAUUCAAGGAUUCCUUCUCAAAGCCUGUUGUGAAGGGUUGCAAAGCCUUUUUGCAAAGCCCUCAUUUAUACAAAAUUGUGGCUCAAAUGAACCAGCCAUCGCGAAGUCAAAGCAUUGCUUUCAUCUGCUUGUAUGACGACAGCCGCUGUCCCAGCAGCCGUUACAGCCUCUGGGAAGAUUUCUCCCCCAGAAGGGCAGAAACUGUAAACAUAGGGUAUUGUUUUGGAAAAAAGGCCUUGGUUCUCAGACUUUAUGAGGACCCUACGCACACCUGCUGGGGGCUGACCCUUGGGUGGUACCACAGGUUGGUUUUGGUUAAAAAUUAGCCAAUGUGUCAAUUAAUUAUAACUUUGAACCAAUCUGUAUUCUUCAUGUAUGUUCGCCUGAGUUUGGCUAACACACCUCUUCUGAAACACUAUAAAAGAUGCUGCAUUUGCCUUAAUUGAGGAUGCCUCCUUUUUUGCUCAUUACUCUCUCUCGCUCACCUGCUCACACACGCAUUGGCAUUGCUCGGCAUUCGCAUCGCACCGCAGCAUCGAAGCUACAGCCGGCUCGGGAGGGCACGGUUACAGUCAGUGCUCCGAUCCUCCCCAGUCUUCGGAGGCCAGAGCCCAGCUUGGCCCGGACCUGCAGAGACUCGGACAGCGCGCCCCAAUCCACGAUAUUUGAGACUUUUCAGAACGGAAUUUGGACAGUGAGUAACUGAGACUUGAUAUAAAAGACAUAACUCUCUCUCAAAGCCACAGACUUUCUUCAUAAAUCCUUUCAAACUGUUGCCAAGCUCAUGAUUUCUUAUACAUAGUCAUUUUGUAAUUUAUUUUGCAACCGCAGACAAAGAACUAACGUGGGGUAGCUGCAAAUAAGUUUGGGGAAGGGAAUUCUCUGUGUUUGUGAUAAUAAAUCUCUCAAAUUCUUUCAAA
This is a messenger RNA of Pogoniulus pusillus (Red-fronted tinkerbird), 5867 nucleotides long. It is a transcript of the gene IDNK, whose product is annotated as IDNK gluconokinase. Gene Ontology annotation, cellular component: cytoplasm. Lineage: Eukaryota; Metazoa; Chordata; Aves; Piciformes; Lybiidae. Gene Ontology annotation, molecular function: gluconokinase activity. The coding region runs from base 478 to 1053 and encodes 191 amino acids. The transcript has 5 exons. The record is from RefSeq and is a predicted model, not a curated record.